AUGUUCAUGAUCAUUCAGAAGGAAUCUUCCGCCGGAGGAGGCGUUACAGAAGCGAUGAGCACGCCGCAGGAGAAAACAGCAAAACAGGUAAAAGCAGCGAUCAGUAAGAAGGUCCAGAAACAGCAGAAUAAGCAGAGGAGACGGUCCAGUGAGCAGAGUGGAAUCCCUGAGGUCUCAGCGGCUGGAGUCAAGCCCCCCCAUGGUAGGUGGUGCAGCCAGAACCCCACCCCCUUCCCCGUGUCAGCGAGGGACAAAGAGAGGGGUACAGGGGACGAAGAGGAGGAUCUGGAUGUGGAGGACAAGGUGGCAGAUAUGAUGAGGACGGGUGGUCAGAAGCAGCAAGAGAAGGAGCCGAUAGACCUGCUGCCUAUAAUGGACCCAGCUUUCGGACCGAACCAACGACUGUUGGGUUCACUAGUUCUGCAUGAUUCUGGUUCUAAGGGGGCCGUCGAGCCCCGGGGGGACAAGCAGGGAACAGGGGGCCAGGAGGGGCCACGGUCGGAGAGCGAGGAGGAAUCGGGCGAAGACAAGGAUUUUAAGGCGCCCCUGUCUGCACUGGUCCAGAACUGCACCGUGUUACACAGCAUCGUGGGCCCUGCCUGCAUCUUCCUCAAACAGGGCUUUGCAAGCAGCCAGAUCGACAGGGACCUACGACCCGAGGAGAUUGAAGAGCUCCGCGAGGCGUUUCUGGAGUUUGAUAAGAAGAAGAAUGGCUACAUCAGCUACAAGGACCUAGGAGAGUGCAUGAGGACCAUGGGCUACAUGCCCACAGAGAUGGAGCUCAUCGAGCUUGGCCAGUCCAUCUGUGGGGGAAAACUAGACUUUGAGGACUUUGUGGAGCUGAUGGGCCCAAAGAUGCUGGCAGAGACAGCAGAUAUGAUCGGAGUGAAAGAACUGCGAGACGCAUUCAAGGAGUUCGAUACUAACGGUGAUGGUCAGAUCAGUAUAAUGGAGCUUAGGGAGGCCAUGAAGAAACUGAUGGGAGAACAGCUGACAAACAGAGAGAUUGAUGAGAUCCUCCGGGAUGUGGACCUCAACGGGGAUGGACUGGUCAACUUUGAGGAGUUUGUUCGAAUGAUGUCACGCUGAGAUGAACAGACGGAGUCGUUGUGCAACAACUGGAAAAGGGACCACUGCCACUGCAUUUGUAGUGAACAUUCUUGCACCAUGCUGAAGAUCGAUUCAAAAACGUUAUUUUUGUUAAGCAGCACUUGUAACGUUCAUUUUGUUAAGCAGCACUUAUGACGUUAUUUUUGUUAAUUAAGCAGCACUUACAACGUUCAUUUUGUUAAGCAGCACUUACAGUAAAUUGAGUGAAAUCCUGAGGUCGUUCUACAAAUCUUAUAACUCAAGAUGUGACAAACGUGCAUGACGGUGACAGGGUUCAGAUAUUACGUCAUUGUUUCAGCACGAUCCACUCGGUAGUGGUUUGUGGGUAAAAUCACCGGGGAAGCCAAGCCAGGGGUGAAAAAACCAUAUUACAGCCUAUGUUUUGUGAUAAUUGCGUUGGUUGCUCAAUAACCUGUUAGUUAUAUGCCUUCCCAGCAUGAUAUAUGGCCAGAGACAAUAUAGGCCGAAGGCGGAGUCCACGAAGCAUAUUGCAUGUAACAAACAGUUACAUGACCUACACCAGGGUCAAACAAGUUAAUGUUUCCCACAUGCUCGGACCACUAAACAACUAUUGGUUUAGAACCACAGAGAGUUACUGCAAGUUGAAAAGAAAACAGGAGCUGCCUCCACUAUUUCACCACCAUUUCAGAUUCACCAAAUCACCUCCGCUUAGUUUAAUACAGUGACAACUAAAAGAUUUCUAAAAUAUUUCAAAAAACAAGAUUUCAAAAACAAGAAACGCCAAUGACAUCCUCCUCUCUAUCAUGUUGCCUAAACGCUCUAUGACUCUGUCAUACAGUACACGCUUUUAGUUUUUGUUGUCCUAGGCUACCUGGCUAAAAUUCUUGCUCGCUAGCCUAACUUCCGUUCAUAGGUAACUAGUUAACGUUGGCCUACUACAUCUAGCUACAUAUUGAACUUCCUAUCAGACCAGACGCACAAUGUAUGAAUUUAUGGUUGGAUCUGGAUCACUGUUAUAAUCAUUUUUUGGUACACCAGGACCAUUCACAGUUGAGCUCGUUUAUCUCAACGCUGAUUGGUUAUAAUUUCUUUUUAAAUAUGUAUCGAGGGAGGCCAAAUGCUUGCUGGCUUCCCUUGCGUUCAAUGCUACAGGCGGCAACAAUGUCAUACUCUUUUGGACCAGACAGCAUCAGCUGGGCUACACCUACUAAGAAAGAGGGGCGCUGUUUCACUCUCUCAGAUGCUUUCGUGAGAUCCAUUCAGCCUCUUCCGAAUUGAAGGAAAAUUCUGAAACACAGAGAGACAAAAGACGUAAAAUGUUUAUUGGUAAGUGUUUUGGGGAAACCUGGCUUCCCUUGGCAUCCAUGAGUGCACACCACUCUGUCAACUGAGUUUUUUAAACUACCGCGCUUGAUAUGGUUCAAUUAAUCAAUAAAUCAGCACAAAUUAUCGUUUUUUCAAAUGGCCGAUGUUUUGAUGCUAGGAUAGAGAUCAUGUAUAGUAUUGCUCUGCUCACAACAAACAUGACAGAGAGUAAUGUACAAUAUGGCAAAUGUAUCAAAAUGAGGAACGCGUGGUACUGUAAGUGCAUGGGGGCCGCCAUCUUUAUACACCUCCGCUAUAGGAAUGAACAUUGUUCUGUUGUGACAUAUCAAAAUCCUAACGCAUGGCUGUCAUUAUUAUGUCUUAUCUUUUAACAGUUAAUUUUUUUUAGAAGUGGACAUUUUUACUCUGUUUGUAUGUGUGUUCAAGGGUUUAAACCUUGUUUGUAAAAUGUGAUGGUUUUUUUUUUUCAAAUAAAAAAAUACUCUGUGUGGUUUA
This is a messenger RNA of Oncorhynchus keta (chum salmon), 2892 nucleotides long. RefSeq names its product calcium-binding protein 2-like. The coding region runs from base 1 to 1089 and encodes 362 amino acids. Gene Ontology annotation, molecular function: calcium ion binding. The transcript is spliced from 8 exons. NCBI's taxonomy places the organism in Eukaryota, Metazoa, Chordata, Actinopteri, Salmoniformes, Salmonidae. The record is from RefSeq and is a predicted model, not a curated record.